Molecule: messenger RNA, 1337 nt
Organism: Monopterus albus (swamp eel)
Lineage: Eukaryota; Metazoa; Chordata; Actinopteri; Synbranchiformes; Synbranchidae
Gene: vps25
Product: vacuolar protein sorting 25 homolog
Exons: 6
Coding region: 86-610 (174 amino acids)
Biological process (GO): protein transport to vacuole involved in ubiquitin-dependent protein catabolic process via the multivesicular body sorting pathway
Cellular component (GO): ESCRT II complex
Molecular function (GO): structural molecule activity; protein homodimerization activity
Source: RefSeq, a predicted model, not a curated record
UGCCGUUUUGCUUCCAUAGCGUAGUUAGUCGGAAAUAUUUGAGGGGUGCACUUGCUUUCGGAAGCUGAACACUGCAUCAACUGCAAUGAGUUUUGAGUGGCCCUGGCAGUAUAAUUUCCCACCGUUUUUUACGCUACAGCCCAAUGCUGACACGAGACAGAAACAGCUGGCGGCAUGGUGUUCCCUGGCCCUGUCCUACUGCCGGCAUCAAAAACUCUACACCCUGGAUGUCAUGGAAGCCCAGGAAAGCCCUGUGUUCAACAACAAGAAGAUAGAACGAAAACUGUCAAUGGAAACGAUUCAAGUUGUGUUUGAGGAACUGAGAAAAAAAGGCAACCUCGAAUGGCUGGACAAAAACAAGUCUCGGUGUUUAGUCAUGUGGAGACGACCAGAGGAAUGGGGCAAGUUAAUAUACCAGUGGGUUUCCAACAAUGGGAUGACCAACUCUGUGUUUACACUUUAUGAGUUGUCCAAUGGCGAUGACACAGAAGGUGAAGAGUUCCACUGUCUAGAGGAGUGGAUGCUCCUUCGCUCCUUGCAGGCUUUACAGACACAAGGCAAAGCAGAGAUCAUCACCAUAGAUGAUGGAAAAGGGGUCAAAUUCUUCUAAAACAGUGCUGGAAUCACACACUCUGACUAGGAGUCCUCAUACUGUACCUUACAAGGCGAUUUUUUAAGAUUUAGCCAUUUAAGGCUACACAAGGAGCACGUCAGUGCCCAGCCCAGGGGAUGCUGGUCCUGCAAUUGUUGAUGCCUUUUGGUUUGCCCCAAGUUCAAAGCCUUUUCUUAAUGAAAGAGAACCAAUAUCAUUUAAGUCUUGGUGGAGAAGAGCAUUUGAGUUGACACUGUGUUUAGUUGUCACAGGUAAUCUUUGUUGCCAUUUCAUAAUGCAAAGAGUCUGUCAGGGGACCUCAUACUAUCAAUACUUCAGGGGAAAUCCUUUCCCCGCCAGCUGCACCUUUACUCUGUCUUUACUGUAAAUAUGACUAGUUUUAUCCAGAUUGUCCCUGUUGAUAAAUUUCCUUAGCUCUUUGCUUAGCUGUGGUUAAUUUGUUCUGACCAGACAUCCCAAAAGAAAUCCCAGAAUCCACCACCAGAGGGAUUUGCUGUAUUUUUAUUUUGACAAUAAAUGUUUCCAGAAGAGGAACACCACAGAGACUGGGACUACCAAGGACCACCUUGUCUCAGCUGAGUGUAAUAAUACUGGACUUAAUGUACACAUUGCUGUUGUCCUAUUAUUGUGCAGUAGCUACUGUGACACUCCCUUUAUCCCUCCUUGCUCUGUCUAUAUUCAACCUUUUUUCAUAUCCUGUAGAAAAAUAAAUAGAAGUUUCCUA